This is a messenger RNA of Phytophthora nicotianae INRA-310, 1011 nucleotides long. RefSeq lists its product as hypothetical. The transcript has a single exon. Bases 1 to 1011 code for a protein of 336 amino acids. The record is from RefSeq and is a predicted model, not a curated record. NCBI's taxonomy places the organism in Eukaryota, Oomycota, Peronosporomycetes, Peronosporales, Peronosporaceae.
AUGAUUGCUGAAUUGAUGCGUCUCUACAAGAGCAAGGAGAGUCUGAUCCUCACUCUAAACGCGCUCUGUAAGAUGGUCAAGAAUCGCUUCCGCGAUGCAUUUGGAUACUAUAAUGCUGUAAGAAAGGUACUUAGCAAGCAGAACAAGUCGGAGAAAUUGGAUAAUGAGCUGACUCCUGAAGAAGAGAAGAAAUAUAUUAGCUACGAGGAACUGAUGUCUGUUCCGCAGAAAGUCAAGAAGAUCCUUAUGGAUACAUACGGUGAGGUCUUUCUUUCCAACAACGAGCUCAGUAAACUUACCAAGGCGAAGAGCCUUGCAUAUCUACGGCUUGUCUUUGACUAUGUCACUCUAUAUCUCAACGUCCAUUAUCCGCUGCGUCUCGUAUGGCCAACGGUAUAUUUGCGACCCGUCGACGCGGGUAACUAUCUUCAAGGGACAAAGCUACAUUUGAACAACUUCAAGAACGUUCGCCUGAUGGGUGCGCAAGUUAUUGACCUAGACGGAUCCACGAUCAACCUCAUUGCACAAUUUCUUCACUUCUUAAUCAAUUCUCUUGGACAAACACCAACAAAACUUCUUUGGCGCGUUUACAACAAUAGUCCAGGCGAAUACGAUAGUAAUAAUGGAUUCAGUUCAACUCUCUCAAAGCUUUUCGUAAAAUACAAUGGAAAGCCGAUGAGCAUGAACAUGAUCCGUCACAUUGUUGAAUCACAUCUGAUCCAAUCACCAACGUAUGCGAAGCUAACUAAUCGAGAGAAACAUGACCUUCACGCUAAGCUACUCCAUAGCACGUUUGCUGCCAACACGAGCUACAACAAGAUUGCAAACAGAUCCACAGCACCAGAGGUUAGCGAGGAAGCUCCUGACUUCUCAUAUGAGCCAACGCCUCAACCUCCAUCACCUGCUAAGCCGCAAACAUGCUCUAAAGCACGUAGGGAACGCAUAUUCCAUGGAGAUUUCACUCCAACAGGCAGUGAUAAAUCACUUGAAAUUGAAAUAUUCGAGAAGUAA